AUAAAUACAACCAAAAUGGCCCCCCUUCUCUCCACUUGCUAUCAGCAGCUGCAGCUUCUCCAAGUCCACCCUACUACCCAAAACCAAAACCAAAAGCACUUUCCUCACUUUUACCAACCUUCUCCCUUCUCCUCCUUUGCUUUCAACAACCUGAACUCCGGCAACCGCCCUCCGCCACCACUCGCUACCACCAACCGAAAAAAACGACCAAAAGACAAAAAAAUGGAUUCGAACAACAUCAACAACUUCGGCGCUGCUUCCAGACCCUCCCCGACAUCAUCGACUGACAUGGAGCAGAUGUCGGAGACCCCUCAGCGCGGGUCUCACCACCGCCGGGCCCACUCCGACACCUCCUUCCGCAUCCCCAACUUCGACGACCUCCUCCUCUUCGACCCUUCCGACCUCGACCUCUCCUGUCUCCCCUCCCCAACCCUCCUGCCACGUGGCGGCAACAGCAGCAACAACAACAACAUCCCCAUGUCCCUCGACUCCGACGACUCCUCGGAGGGCCAACCACCCAAUCCCUUCUCCUCCACCCCCAAGCCCGCCGCUUCCUCCGGCUCCACCGCCACCGCUGCCCACCUCCGGAGCCUCUCCGUCGAUUCCGACUUCUUCGACGGCCUGGGCCUGGGGGAUUCCGCCAGGGAAGUGAGCGGGGGGCAGAGGUCUGGGCCCCACCACAGGCACAGUAGCUCGAUAGACGGCUCGUCUUUCGAUGCGGACUCGUCGGUGAUGACGCUGAAUGGCUUCAAGAAGUCCGUUGCUCCUGAGAGACUUGCUGAGCUCUCUCUGAUUGACCCUAAGAGAGCCAAAAGGAUAUUGGCUAAUAGGCAAUCGGCUGCGAGGUCAAAGGAGAGGAAGGUGAGGUAUACGAAUGAGCUGGAGAGGAAGGUGCAGACGCUUCAGACGGAGGCAACCACCCUCUCCGCGCAGGUCACUCUGUUACAGAGAGACACUACUGUCAUAACUGCUGAGAAUAAGGAGCUCAAACUUCGCCUACAGGCUCUGGAGCAACAAGCACAGCUUAGAGAUGCUUUGAAUGAGAAACUUAAGGAGGAAGUGCAGCGGCUUAAGAUUGAAACCAACCAAAUCCCACCCGGGGCUGGGAAUGGAAACCCUUUUUACCGAGGGCUUCCCCCUCAAUAUGGUCAGACCCAGCACCACCAGAACCACAACCAGCAGAACCAGCACCAGCAGCAUCACAACCAGAAUGUCGCCAAUGGGCAGGCUCACCCGAGCUUUAUGGACUUCAACGGGAGGGCAUAGAAACUCUCGCUGAAGUCAUUAACCACAGUUUAGGUAUUUCAUAAUGUUUUUUGAAUUAGAAGAGGUAAUAAAUCUCAUCAGAUAGCUUCUUGUACAGACUACAUACAUACAGGUAAUGUAUAUGUAUGUGGUACAGGACUGAAGGCUGUGAAGAUUGCUGCUCACCAGUACACACAGAACCCCACAGUACCCUGUAUCAGUUAAUUAAAAACUACAGAUCUACUCUUAUGUUAUUAUUUCUGGCGGAUUAGAAUAUCAUCUUAGAGUCCAAAACUUACAGGAACACCUUUUUACCGUCGUUGUACUUAUCGAACAAGCAACCUCUAGGGUUUAAACAGUUGGUUAUGCAUUGCUUAUAAGUUUAUAACAUCAAAUGUUGUGUUGGUCCCCUUUGCCAAGCAAUGUCAA
Molecule: messenger RNA, 1674 nt
Organism: Pyrus x bretschneideri (Chinese white pear)
Lineage: Eukaryota; Viridiplantae; Streptophyta; Magnoliopsida; Rosales; Rosaceae
Product: transcription factor VIP1
Biological process (GO): regulation of DNA-templated transcription
Cellular component (GO): nucleus
Molecular function (GO): DNA-binding transcription factor activity
Source: RefSeq, a predicted model, not a curated record